CGACUUGGUAUUUCAUGUUGACAAUCAGCGCGCUCGCAUCGCAAUCCACGACAAACCGAUGUUCGGAGUGUAACGCAAUCAAUCGAUUAAUUGCGCGCACCUGCUCGAAAUAAAAGUCCGAGAAAAUCGACAAUGGCUUCGUCCGGAGAAGCGACCGCGAGCCAGCGGCGCAAGUCGGGAAGGGCUGUCAAGGUCCCCGACAAGUUUCAGCCGGAGGUCGAAUCGUCGAAAAAUGCCGGCGCAGGCGGGAAGAGGAAAAGGAGUGGCGAUGAUAUGGAAGGAGUAGAGAAUGAGGAGGAACAGGAAGAAGAGGAGGAGGAGAGCGACGAAGAAGACGAUGAGGAGAGCGAGGAGGAAGAAGCGCCCGUGAAGAAGAAGUCCAAGCCGAAGGCAGCGGUCACAAAGAGCGCACCAGUUGCAAAGAAAGCCAAGGUCAAUGGCAGUGCCCCACAACCAAAAGCGCAUUCAAUGAGGCUCCCGAGCAGGGCGAAGAAGCCAACUGGGAAGGUGGUGUUCAGGGACAAUGAUGCGGAGGGGCUUUAUGCUGAAAUAUUCACGAGCGAUAAAUCUUCGAAGGAUGUUGCGACACAGUGGCUUGGUGAAUACGACGCAGACAACACAGCAGCAAUGGCGGACCUUGUCAACUGCGUCCUGAAAUGCGCUGGCUGCGAUAUCAAAGUGACGGAAGACGACAUCAAUGACCCAGAUAACAGCCCAAACCGACUCAACGAGAUCCAGGACGAGCACAAGGAGAAGAAUGUUGCCGACUACCCAUUGAUUUCGAAGGCGAAAUCCUCCCACGCAUUUAAAGUCUGUCUCACGGAUUUCUUCGAAUCGCUGAUGGGACUCAUGCAUUCGACUUCUGUUCUAUACGAGGAUAUUGCGCUGAUCGAGAACAUUCAUCUGUGGAUCACAAGCAUGUCUUCAUCCUUCCUUCGCCCCUUCCGACACACUGCGACUGUUAUUGCACUCGCAUGCGCUACGGGCCUGUGCGAGGUAGCGAAGUCGCAGGUGCAGAACACAGCAGACAUGCUUACAUUGAUGGAGAAGGAAGAGAAGCUCGGGUCGAAAGCAAACAAGGGCCGCCUUGCAACAUACCAGAAGAACAUCGACAAGGGAAAGCAGCACCGCGAAACUUCAGAGGGAACCAUCAAGGAUUUCUUCGAUACUGUGUUUGUCCAUCGAUAUCGCGACGUGGACCCGAAAAUCAGAACAGAUUGUGUCGAAGCCUUGGGGCAAUGGAUUCUCAUUUUACCAACUACAUUCUACGAAGGGACAUUUCUACGAUACCUAGGCUGGCUACUCUCCGAUCAGAACGGGCCCACGCGACAUGAAGUUAUCAAACAAUUGGAACGGAUCAUGAAGUACGGCGAGCUUGGUGGGAUACGCAACUUUAUCGACAGAUUCCGUCCUCGCAUUGUCGAGAUGGCAACAAAAGAUGCAGAGACAACCGUUCGCGCAUCGGCUGUGGAUCUCCUUGAUAUGAUCCGCGAGAAAGGCAUGCUGGAGCCGGACGACAUUGAUAUUAUCGGCAAGCUCAUAUUCGACUCUGAUAUAAGGGUGCGCAAGUCUGUUGUUAACUUCUUCGCGGCCAAUAUUGAAGAUCUGUACGAGUCUAAGAUUGAAGACCUUGGCGGCGAGGAAGCACUGGAUGAGGCAUUCACUCUGGACGAUGAGAAUAAGGAAAACCCAUGCUCGGGCUGGAUUAAGCUGAAGGCUCUGGCAGAGGUGUUGUUGAAUUACGAUGACGGAGAUGCUGUAGAUGAAGGGUCAAGUCAAGACGACGACCUCGUCAUUAGUGACGGCACAAUCAACGCCGCUGGUUUUGAGUCGAGAUACUCCCUUGCGGCAGAGGUUCUAUAUGACAAGGUCGCCGAGCUUCAAGACUGGGGGAUGCUGACUGGAUACCUGCUGUUUGAUCACUCUAAUAAGCAGAAAGCCGGGUCGGUCUCUGUUGCCGUCAGGAGCGCAUUCAAGCUGGAAGAGAAGGAGGAAGUCGCCCUCCUAGAGAUCCUACACGCAGUUGUGAAGACCCACCUAGCCAGGCUAAGUGAGGACCACCACCAGAAAAAGAAAGGUGGAAAGUCAGCUUCUCGUGUCGAUGAAGACUCGACGGCACGGAAACUCGCGGCUGUCCUUCCCCGCCUGUUGAAGCUAUUCGGAUCAAAGCCGAAGACGUCAACUGCCGUCCUUCGUCUCGAGCACGUUCUAAACCUAGGCAUCUUCCAAGAGCUGCGCCAGGACUCGACUGCGUAUGCGACCUUAUUACACGAGAUCAAGUCUCAGUUUAAGAGCCAUGCGGAUGCACAUGUUUUGAGGGAGGCCAGUGUUGCUUUGCUGCAUGCACAGGCAUUUGAAGAACUCGGAGAGACAACGGAAGAUCAGAUGCAAUCACUUUGGGUCGACACUAUUGACGAUUUGAGGAAGCGUUUCCCAAAGAGCACUGAGAUAUCGGUCAGAGGCGACACGAAAGUCGAGCUUGUCCUCCAGCUAACGACAACGGUUACCCGACUCAACCGGCUGGCGGGGAUAAGCAAUCCCGUGGAGCUAUUUGAAAAGGCACCUAAAAAGACCGCGAAAGGCGAGAGAUCCUCUACGAUGCCAGUCAUUGAUAUGCUUCUCGAGCUUGUCGGCCGCGGCUUCCUAGAUACCCCAGAUCCAGAUAUCGAUGACGAAGAGGAUAAGUUGGUUAUCAGCGCCAUCCAGACCUCUCUAUUCUACUUCAUGUGGAAGGGCCGCGCCUUGAAGGAGGCGGUUGAGAAUGCCGAAGAGGUCUCCGACGUAGAUGUCGAUGAGAUCAAAGAGCGCACCGAAACCUUCUCCGACAAACUCAUCAGCACGCUCUCCUCACGCGCUGGCCUCGACUCCUGCCGCCUCCAGGCCACCGGCUCCAUCCUCGACCUCUACACCAUCUUCCGCUCCAUCCUCACCAGCAAGAAAGCCGAAGCCGCGUUGGCCGAAAACGACUUCUCGCAUCUCCUUACCCUCGUCCGCCACAUCGCGCCAGAAGUCCAGGAGGAGAUUACCUCCAUCUUCGCAACGGCUGAAAAGCACUAUGCCAACAAGGCGCACAAGACCCUUGAGCCGCCUGCUGACAAUGACGACCCAGAGGAUAUUGACUCCGAUCCCGAAGACGACGACGAGGGCCUCACGGAUGCAGAGCGCCAGGUUGACGGCCUGAAGGCUGAGCUGCAGCUGUGCGACCUUAGCUCCAAACUCGUCCUCGCCAUCUACGCGCGCGUCAUCGAUGCAGAGGGUGCCUUGGAGGGGAAGCUCAAGCACCGCAUGAUCCGCAACAAACGCAGGCUGGGGGCGAACGUCGCGCAGAUCCUGGCUGUUCUAGAAGAGCCGAAUCCGAAGAAGGGGAAAAAGGGGAAGACGUCGGGAGGGAAGAAGCCGAAGGAGAGCGAGGCGAGGGCGAAGAUGAAGAGUUUAGAAAUUGUGGUCGAUGAUGAUGAAGACGAGGACGAGGAGGAAGAAGUCGAUGAGGAGGAGCGGAGGAGACAGGAGCUAAUUGACGAGGAGGGUCCGCCGAGCGCGGACGAGGCAGACGAAGAGAUUGUUGAGGAGGAGGAUGAGGAGAUCUUGGGGGAUUAAUCUGGUGCGCUAUGAAUGGCUAUGGUCUAUCUGGGAUCUGUCACAAAUGAUAACUUAUUGGGGGGGUGGGCGGUGAGGUUGCUGGUGUCUGGCGUUCCGGCCGCAGCUGUAGGAUAUUGCUUGGUACUUGGCAUCUAUGGAAGCUUUGAUGGGGCUUGGCGGGGUUUACGCCAGCUCUUUUAUGAUUAAUUCAUGCGCGCGAACACUUUAGGUCGUGCAAGCUUGGGGGGGUGGGAUUGCUAGGUCUUGUAGCUUGCGAAAAACUUUUAAAUAUAUCCUGCUUUUUACC
This is a messenger RNA of Pseudogymnoascus verrucosus, 3886 nucleotides long. RefSeq lists its product as uncharacterized. The record is from RefSeq and is a predicted model, not a curated record. Gene Ontology annotation, cellular component: cohesin complex; chromatin; nucleus. Bases 133 to 3597 code for a protein of 1154 amino acids. The transcript is spliced from 2 exons. Lineage: Eukaryota; Fungi; Ascomycota; Leotiomycetes; Thelebolales; Thelebolaceae. Gene Ontology annotation, biological process: sister chromatid cohesion. Gene Ontology annotation, molecular function: chromatin binding.